Magnolia sinica is the source of this 1741-nucleotide messenger RNA. RefSeq names its product wax ester synthase/diacylglycerol acyltransferase 4-like. The record is from RefSeq and is a predicted model, not a curated record. The transcript is spliced from 5 exons. NCBI's taxonomy places the organism in Eukaryota, Viridiplantae, Streptophyta, Magnoliopsida, Magnoliales, Magnoliaceae. Gene Ontology annotation, cellular component: plasma membrane. The coding region runs from base 25 to 1467 and encodes 480 amino acids. Gene Ontology annotation, molecular function: long-chain-alcohol O-fatty-acyltransferase activity; diacylglycerol O-acyltransferase activity. Gene Ontology annotation, biological process: triglyceride biosynthetic process.
GAGAUAUAGAGAGAGAGACAAUCAAUGGCUGUAAAGGAAGAAAGAAGAGUGGAAGAAGAAGAAGUAGGAGAAAUGGCGGAGCCGGUGAGCCCGACGGGGCAGUACUUCAAUAGCUCAGCAUUGUCAGUUAGCGUUCUCGCAGUUUUCGAGUCGGAGAUUCCCAUCGACGACUCGCCCACCAUGUACAUGCUCACAAACGUCUUCCUCCCCAUCAACCCUCGAUUCUCCUCCAUCAUGGUGAAAGACGAGAAUGGAGCACGACACUGGAAGAGAGUGAACAUCCGGCUCGAAGACCAUGUAAAAAUUCCAGUCUUCCCGGCCAGCUUACCGCCCGAAUCCUACGAUGUGUACUUCCAAGAGUACGUCUCAAAGAUAGCAAUGGAACAACUUCCACAAAGUAGGCCUUUGUGGGACAUCCAUAUUAUCAAAUAUCCAAUGAGCAAUGCAGCUGGGGCUGUGAUUAUAAAGCUUCAUCACUCCAUGGGAGAUGGUUUCUCCCUCAUGGGCGCUCUCUUUUCCUGCAUUAAGCGAGCUGACGAUCCAUCGUUGCCGCUCACUUUCCCUUCUCAACCGAAACCGUUACAAGAACAGGAUUGGGCCGGUAUUUGUAGGAACAUACCACGGUAUUUAUCGGCAUUAUACAAUACCGCAUCGGAUUUUGCAUUUAGCCUUUUGAAGAGUAAUUUGGUGGAGGACGACAAGACGCCGGUGCGAUCGGCGACAGCUGGAGUUGAAUUCCGGCCCAUUACCAUCUCGACGGUUACCUUCUCUCUGGAUCAUAUCAAACAAGUAAAAUCCAAGCUUGGAGCGACCAUUAACGAUGUCAUCACCGGGAUAGUAUUCUACAGCGUCCACUUAUACAUGCAAGAUGCAGGGCAAAGCGUACCAGACACUGCACGUGUUACUUCACUCGUCUUGCUCAACACUAGGAUAAUCAGCCAGUACCAAUCAGUCAAGGAGAUGAACCAGCCGAAUGCCGAAUCUCCGUGGGGGAACCAAUUUGGGUUCCUUCACGUAUCGGUCCCACAUUGCUCUAAGAAGGAUGAGAAACAGCCUCUUGAAUUUGUGUUCAAAGCAAAGGAAGUCAUACAGCGGAAGCGGGCCUCAUUGGCUGUUUAUCUAACAGGCCAGCUACUUGAGAUGAUACGGAAGAUCAAAGGCCCAGAGGUAACAGCCCAGUACAUCCACGCAACGUUGAAGAACACGAGCAUGACGAUCUCAAACUUGAUCGGGCCCAUGGAGCAAAUGUCCAUAGCGGACCAUCCAAUCCGGGGCUUAUACUUCAUGGUUGUAGGCGUCCCGCAGAGCCUUACAAUAACGAUGGUGAGUUACAAUGGACAGUUGACGGUUGCACUUGGGACUGAGAAAGGAUAUAUAAAUUCUCAGCUCCUCAGUUCAUGCAUGGAAAGAGCCUUCGAUACUAUAUUUGAAGCUGCUAUGGGCAGACCUGGCAUCCACUCCACUUGAAUUCUCAGUCUGAUAUUUUCUCAGCCACAUCAUUACGUGGGCCCAACUUGGGUGCACACAUCUCCCACCAUCCAGUGGGUGAAUGGGAGUUUCGGAUCUCAUUCUUGAAACGCUUCUUGGGAUUCCCGUUGACCAUCUUUCAACGGUGUAAGACAUGUGAUGCACCAGCUUCCAAUCUUUUUCAUGUAUUCUGACUUGAGAUUCAUGAAAAACCUCAAAAUUGUAUGGUAGCUGUUUCUUUGGGAAUUUCAAUUGUAACCGAUGGUUUGUUUUA